Acinonyx jubatus (cheetah) is the source of this 3603-nucleotide messenger RNA. It is a transcript of the gene IL10RA, whose product is annotated as interleukin 10 receptor subunit alpha. Bases 91 to 1827 code for a protein of 578 amino acids. NCBI's taxonomy places the organism in Eukaryota, Metazoa, Chordata, Mammalia, Carnivora, Felidae. The transcript has 7 exons. The record is from RefSeq and is a predicted model, not a curated record. Gene Ontology annotation, molecular function: protein binding.
CCAGCCCGAGCUCUCAGAGGCAGAGCCGCGGAGUCGCGGCUGGACGCGCGCAGCCCGGCUCCGGCCCCCGGAGGAUGCGGCGCGCCCAGGAUGCUGCCGCGCCUGGUAGUGCCGCUGGCGGUGCUCCUCAGCCUGCGCCUCUGCUCCGGCGCGCACGGAACAGAACUUCCCAGCCCUCCAUCUGUGUGGUUUGAAGCAGAAUUUUUCUCCCAUAUCCUCCACUGGACUCCCAUCCCGAAUCAGUCAGAAAGCACCAACUAUGAAGUGGAGCUUCUGAGGUAUGGAAGAGACUCAUGGGAGUCCACCCCCAGCUGUAACCAGACCCUGGUGCUGUCCUGUGAUCUCACUAUUAUGACCCUGGACCUGUACCACGACAAUAGCUACAAAGCCAGGGUCCGGGCAAUGGCUGGAAACCGGUACUCCAACUGGACCAACACCAACACCCGCUUCUCCCUGGAUGAAGUGACUCUGAUGGUCAGCGUGAAGCUAGAGGUGGACAACGGCAUCAUCCUCGGGCGGAUCCAGCUCCCCAGGCCCAGGAUCGCCCCUACAGGCGACACUUACGAAAGCAUCUUCCAACACUUCCGAGAGUAUGAGAUUAAGUUGCGCAAGGUGCCAGGGAACUCUACGUUCAUAAAGCAGAAGAUAAACCAUGAAACCUUCAGCCUCUCACCUCCUGGAGAACUGGGAGAAUUCUGUGUCAAGGUGAAGCCAUCUGUGGCCUCCCGAGUGAACAGGGGGCUGUGGUCCAAGGAAGAGUGCAUUGUGCUUACCCCACGGUAUUUCACCGUGACCAACCUCAUCAUCUUCUUCGCCUUCGUCCUGCUGCUCUGCGGAGCCCUGGCCUACUGCCUGGCCCUCCAGCUGUACGUGCGACGCCAGAGGAAGCUGCCUACCGUCCUGGUCUUCGGGAAGCCCCAUCCGUUCAACCUGGUCCUCCAGCUCCCCUGCCCAGAGCCCCAGGACACCAUUCAUCCCCUUGACGAGGGGGCCUUCCCCAAAGUGUCCCCGGAGCUGAAGAACUCGGAACUGCACGGCAGCACGGACAGCGGCUUUGGCAGUGCGAAGUCAUCCCUGCAGAAUGAGGGGUCCCAGUUCCUCCUGCCGGUCCCCCACCCCCAGGCGGCGGGGACUGUGGGAAAGGGGGCGCCCCGGGAGCCGGAGAGCAGCCGCAGCGGGGGCAGCAGCAACAGCACAGACAGCGGGAUCUGCUUGCAGGAGCCCAGCCCGAGUCCUGGCACCGGACCCCACUGGGAGCAGCGGGUGAGAAAGGGCAGCCAGGGCCAGGACGACAGCGGCCUCGGUCUAGCCCAAAACUCAGAAGGGCAGCCUGGGGAUGUGCAGGGGGUCUCAGACUUGGGCCGUGUCAAUCCCCCAGGGCCUGAGGUGCCUGGGGAGGAAGACCCAGCCUCAGUGGCAUUCCGGGGCUACCUAAAGCAGACCAGAUGCACACAGGAGAGAGCAACCACAGCAGGCUGCCUGGAGGAAGAGCCUGCCUCGACAGAUGGCCUCGGCCCCAAGUUCAGGACAUGCCUGGAUGCUGAGGCUGGCUGGCCCCCGCUGGCCCUGGCCAAGGGCUAUUUGAAACAGGACCCAGGAACGACUCACCCUGCAUCAGGGACCCCAACCGGACAGUGGAGUCGGCCAACUGAGGAGUGGUCACUUCUGGGUUUGACCAGCUCCAGGGACCUAGGAGCAUCUGACUGCAACUUGGCCCAUGACCUGGCCCCUCUGGACUGCAUGGCAGCCCCAGGUGGUCUCCUGGACCGCUUUGACUCAAACCUGGUCACUCUGCCUCUGAUCUCCAGCCUGCACUCGAAUGAGUGAUUCAGGCUAAGGGGAUGCUUUUGAUGUCAGCCGUGCCCUUCCUGGACCAGGAGGAGGGGCCGCAGGGGUCAGAAGUGACUCAUGAGGCCAGUGUGAGCACUCUUCUGCAAGUUCCGGAGGUCCAGCCCUCGCCAGGCCCAGCAGGGCUCCCUGAGGUGCCCAGAGCAGAAAGAGGCUAUCUUGUUAUACUAUUGCAGGGUAUCCAGAUGGCACUGGCCGGUUAUGCAGACAGGGCCCCAGAGACUCUGGCAGGACCAGGAAGGGCAGGGCAGAGAUCUCCUCCCUUCUAGGGGCUCUUCCUAUACUGUAAAAGAUUCUUUGCUCGGGGGAAUCAUAGGGUUUUCUGGAAAUGUGGUGAGGCCAGCUAUUGUGGUGAGGGCACCAAGCUGAAGUCGGUUCAGACCCAGCCCUCCGUCUCAGGCUAACCAUGUGCCAGGGCCUCCAGCAGGAUGCAGGGCUGGGAGGGUGGGGGCUUCAGAGCCUCCCUGCAAGGUCAUUUCUAGGAGGAAACAGGAGGACCCGGAGAUCAGGUGUGGUCUCUAGGAUGGUCACACGGAGAAUCUUCCAGACUGGCAGUCCUCCCAGGCAGGGAGCUUGUCACAGAAGAUCUUCAGAUGAAUCUGCCCUGGUCAGCCAGUCUACCAACCACCAUUAUGGAGCCACAAGGGGACGAAACCCCCGUGUCCAAGCCACUCACUACCCCUCCCUGUGGCCUCCACCAUCUUGCUGACAGCACUGGAGAAGCCGUGGCUAUUUGUACCGGUCACUGGUCAAAACUCAGCCCUCCAGGUUGUCUGUGGACUUGGGCACCAGCUCGCCUGCCCCAGAGGGUCCGGGUUGGGACCUGCACUUGGGUUUACUGCUAACAUCCAGCUCCAGACCCACAGGACAUGUCACUGCUCUCUCAGGGUUCAGCUGUGUGCGCUGGGGCCAGCCACAGUUGGAAUAAGGACUCAGUCUCCAGGGUGGCCCCUCCCCGCUGGACGUUAACCAAGCUGGCCUCGGGGCUGACUCCGGCCCGGUGUGAGCCUGGGCUGGGAAGAAGCAGACCGUAGAACCCACGUCUGCAGAGAACCAGCUUCCUUCUCAUGCUGAGGACUAACAGAUUUAGCAAAAGUCCACGGUGUCACGCUGAGAGAACCAUCAGACCCUGGGCCCAGAAAGGGGGCAGCUGUGGGCCCUGCUUCCCCACACUCGGGGUUAAGAUUCUGUCUUCAAAGCCAGUUUACAGUCUAUGGGCAAGGAAGCUGCGAGGUGUGACAGGCCUGACAGCCACCCCCUGAAGAGUCACCACUCGGCCCUACAUCUUUCUGUGGCAUUCCAAGAAUAGACACAGCAGCUCAGAGAAUCCAGCCAGAACCACCCCUGCUCCCCAACCACACUCUACCAAGAGGUUCUCAGGUAUCUGAUGACUCCCUCUGCACACUGAAGCUUGAGGAGUUCCUCAGGGUUCCCUCGGAAGGUUUAUUUAUUUAUCUUGUUCCCUUAUUUAUUGAAGAGAGAGCACCAUACCAUGAAAGAAUUCUGGGUAUUUCAAGAACCCGGUUCUGACCCCCCUGGUUCCAGUUCUGACCCCACUGUGCAUAGCAUUUCCUCAUCUGUAAACUGAAGAGCCUCGGUGUCCUCAUCUGCAAAUCUAGAAAACCAUGCCUGACGCGUUUCAUUCACAGGGACGUGAGUUUCCACCGACGGGGUGGGUGUGAACGGGUCUUAAAAGAAAAGCUCUGUACGUCAGUGGUGUAUGUUUUUUUAUUUCAAUAAAUUGUCAGGACCACA